AACUGCUGUAGUUUGCUAGCAGUCUGUCUGUCAGUUUGGUUGUAGUUCUAUGACGCUAUUUGGUUCAAUACCUGUCCGCGAAAAAAUUGAUCGAAUUUUGAAUUGUCUCACGAGAAUUUGAUGUAAAUAAUUGUUGAGAAUGGUAGGCGCCAGUGUUUGGUGACUCAAAUGCUAAGUGUAACUUUUCAGUAUUCACCAGGAUGGUGAAAUAAGACAUUUCAUGUACUGAAAAUAUCGAAGGAGUGAAUUUUGAAUCUGGCUUAUUAGUUGGUGUAGAAUAUUAUCAAAAGAACGUGAUUUAUUCCAAUUGCAGCAACUUUUCUCUCAUGUGCGUUCCUCAGGGAGAACGUAGCAGAUACGCCCGGUCUGAGUUAAUCCCAUGUCGGAGGUGUUGGUCAUGCCUCCCUCUCCGCGCUAAACGACGCCGCCGACGCCGAUCUCUCCCGACUCGUCCAUCGAAACACGCGCAAAGAUGUACGCCAGCAAGAAGACCUUCUUCAUCAAGGUGCUUCUGGUCGCCUGCUGCGUUUACUUCGGCGUCAUGAUCUUCGAGGGACACCGGACCGCCAACGAGCAACAGAUCGUCCCAGAGGAGGCGCCCGUCCAGGCGGCGGAGAGGAACCUCGAAGCCGUCGAGGAGAACCGCGCCGCCAAGAUGGAAGCGAGGGCCAUAAUACCGCCCGAUAACUCUCAACCCGCCGCCGAGCCGCAAGAACAGCCGCCGCCCCCGUCGUCGUCGGCGGUGGGCGGCGACGCGUCCACCCUCAAAGAACAGCCGCGGGCCGUGGUCGACGAGACCGAGACCGAGGACCAGCUCUCCGAGGAGGAUCGCAGAUACCGCGCCGUCCUGGAGAAGGUGAGGACGGUGACCGACUGCCUGGACAGGCCGGUGUUGCCGAAGACGCAACAACGCGGCGACUACUGGGUGUUGUACAACUACGUGCCGGCCGAGAGGUCGUUCAGGUGUCACGAGACGAUAACGUACACGACGCACGCGGACUACUCCUUCAUGGACAACCUGGUGCCGUUGCUCGACCACUGGAAGGGCCCGAUAAGCGUGGCCCUUCACGCGCCCGGCGCCGACUUCAAGAACACCCUCGAUUCGAUCGCCUACCUCAGGGAUUGCACGGAUCCUCUAGUCAGAGAAUUAGUUACCUUCCACGUCUACUUCAGUACGAAGCAUGUGCCAAAAGAGGUGCCCAAACACAACAGCGUGUUCAACGGUUUCUUCAACUGUUCCGUGCAGCCGCCCUACGCCAACGUGACCAACGAGCAGAUGUACAAGACGCAAAAGAACCUUCUCUAUCCGGUGAACGUGGGACGAAACAUCGCGAGAGAAACGGCCCAGACCCACUUCAUCCUGCCAUCGGACAUUGAGCUCUAUCCCAGCGCCAACGUCAUCCCCCAGUUCCUUUCCAUGAUCGCCGAGAACAAAGGUCCCCUCCUGUCGAAGAACCCCAAGGUGUACCCGUUGCACAUAUUCGAGGUGAGCGCCAGCUCGCAGGUGCCGGAGAACAAGACGGCCCUCCUGGAGAUGCUGCGCAACGGCACCGCCAUCCCGUUCCACAAGAAGGUAUGCCCGGAGUGUCACGCCGUGCCCAAGUCCAAGGAGUGGCAGCAGCAGAAGGAGACCACCGACGGCAGACUGCACGUGUUUCACGUCGGCAAGCGGAUCGGCAGGUUCGUCCACUGGGAGCCCAUCUUCAUAGGCACCCACGCCGAUCCGCUCUACGACGAGAGGCUGAGCUGGGAGGGAAAGAGCGACAAGAUGACGCAGGGAUACAUCCUGUGCGUGAUGGAUUACAACUUUUUGAUACUGGACAACGCCUUCCUGGUCCACAAACCGGGCAUAAAAGUGUACAAGAAAGACGCCAAGAGGGACAUGUUGGCUGGGAAGACCAGGAGGCUGAUCAAGAAGAUCAUCUUUCCCGAGCUGAAGGUCUUGUACAAGACGCGAAAGGGCUGUGCAGUUUGAGAAACUUACUUGGCUAUUUUUAAUCGUGCGAGAAACUUUCAGACGAAAAAGCAUCGAUCUUGGUAUGUUUGCUCUACGUUUUAAGCCGUGUAGGAGGACGAACAAAGAAAAAAGCCACCCUUACUAUUUAUUUUCAAGAAUUGUGAUUUAUUUUAUUUUCAAAACGAAUAUAAUAUGUGUAUAUAUUUUAAUAAUCGAAGAUUACGAAUAUCUCUGAAAGCUUCAACGAGCAUCUAAAAUCUUGUAUUUUGGAUCGAAAUGACAGAUGUGUGAGGUUCUCGGUGUCUUUCAGAUGAGAAAACUUGCGUUGAAAACAAAUCAGACUCUCAUAUUUAUAAAUAUAUGUUCCUGUUCGAAGAUGUCAUUCGUUUUAGGCCGUUGUAAAUAUGGCCUUCCUAAAACAGUGCCAUUCACAUCACGAAGCAUCCUAUUAUGAAAUUACUCGAGAUUAUUUUUUCUUCUUUGCCUUUAGGACUAAACUGAAUUUUCAGAACUAAAAUUUCGUUUCCUUCCAGACUUGUUCCUUUAUUUGGGAAAUUGUCUUGAAGAUCAUGUCUUAGUUGAUGUUUCAGAUGUUACAUUUUGUGCAGUUUUGUUUGCCUACUCCCCAUUAUCUUUAUUAUUUCUUCAUCAUUAUUUGAUAAUCUUGGAUGGACUCAAAUGAAUCAAAAACUCUUUCAGUUAUCGUUAAUUCAAUUGUAUCGAAACUUUGGCAGGGUUUUAAAAAUUCUGUAUUUAUCGAACGAUAUUUCACUUGCGUGGUAGCUAGCCUUAGAGAAAAUUUCAAAAAAAAGUCCUAACUCACUACCUCUCCUUGACUCGAUAGGACAUCUGCACAAAGCGAUGGGUGGACCAUUCUUCAACCGAUCCGGGGUGAAGUUGUUACGAAAGAACAAUUCUUUAGGUAUUAUUUAUUCCAAAAUGUGUCUAAUACUCAUCUUUCUGUACUUAAAAUAUUCGAAGAAGACCCUACUAAGUAUUUGUAUAUUUUUAUAUUGUCAUAUUUAUUAAGCGCUUUAUUAUUGUAUCAUAAUUUCUGAAUCUGAAAUUUUUACAUUAGCGUGUGCCUUAUCAGAAUCAAUGUGAUCAAUUACGGAAUAAUAUUUUGUACUAUUCGUUGUAGUAAAUGCAUCUGAAGAAUGAAAUAAAGAGACGAAAAAAAUUA
This is a messenger RNA of Coccinella septempunctata (seven-spotted ladybird), 3140 nucleotides long. RefSeq names its product beta-1,4-glucuronyltransferase 1-like. The transcript is spliced from 6 exons. Lineage: Eukaryota; Metazoa; Arthropoda; Insecta; Coleoptera; Coccinellidae. The record is from RefSeq and is a predicted model, not a curated record. The coding region runs from base 473 to 1975 and encodes 500 amino acids.